GUAAAUAAGCGACCAGUAUAGUUCAACGUUUAUUUCCUCUCUGCGUUGUUUCUUCUUCCUUGGGAUCCAAUCGAAAGAGAUGGGUAUCAUAAGGACCGCCUUCUCUGUCAUGGCGGGGACGCUUUUUGGUGUCUACCUUGCUCAGAAUUAUAAUGUUCCUAACAUCGGAAAGCUCGCAAACACCGGCUUUGUUAUAGCCAAGCACGUUGAAGAAAACUACCGCAAACCCAGAGCUAGCACCAGAAUAGAUGACGACGACGGCGGCGCUUCUAAAUAAGAACAUGUUAUAAGACCAAUAGAUAGGGAAAGGGAAAGGGAAACUGUAAUUCUUGUUUGAAGAUUUCUGGGUUUAUUGAUUCUUUUUCGAAUGUAAUAUUUACCCUUCACUGGGUUAUUGGAGUAGAACAGUUGAUUAUCUUUUUUUGUUA
Molecule: messenger RNA, 428 nt
Organism: Theobroma cacao (cacao)
Lineage: Eukaryota; Viridiplantae; Streptophyta; Magnoliopsida; Malvales; Malvaceae
Source: RefSeq, a predicted model, not a curated record